UGUGUCAGAGGGGUGGGCUCUGGUGCAUUAUAUAAAUACAGGGUCCUGGUGAAGGUAUAUGUAUUAAAGGCAAGAGAAACGUCUCUACACUGUGUUGUGCAAAUUUACUGCAUUACUGCAACAAGAAUUUUGGCUGGAGGAAUACGCAAAUCUGACAAUGACCAGUCACAAAGCUGUAUUUCGAGGUGUGAACCUGCAGUGCAAAGUGAAUAACCAUGCCCAUCACACAGAAGAAGUAGGCACAGAUCGGCUGGUUGUGCGUCGAGGACAGCCCUUUUCUAUAAUCCUUCAUUGUACAAAUUCUCCUCCACUGCCUCCGGACCACCAGCUCACACUGGUCCUCAACCUGGGUGCACAACGGGAGGUGGUUGUGAGGGUGUCAGGUUCGAAUGCAGCUCAAGAUAAAUGGUGGUUCAGUGAGCAGGUUGCUCAGAGUGAGGUACUACUGAGGGUUUUCAGCCCUGCGGAUGCCCCUGUGGGUCAGUACAGCGUUACUGUUCUCUUGCUGUCUUCUGAGGGACACAUCAUAGAGCAGAGCACCCCUUAUUCCUUUUUUCUGCUCUUCAACCCCUGGUGUAAAGCCGACCCUGUGUAUUUGCCUGAUGAAGAGCUGUUGCAGGAGUACAUCCUAAAUGAGAAUGGAAUCCUGUACCAGGGCUCAUGGGACCAAAUCACCACUCUACCUUGGAUCUUUGGACAGUUUGAAGACAAAGUGAUGGACAUCUGCUUUGAGGUACUGGAUAACUCCCCUGCUGCCUUAAAGAACUCUGAGAUGGACAUCACUAAAAGAGCAGACCCUGUUUAUGUUAGUAGGACAAUUACUGCAAUGGUAAAUUCAAAUGAUGACCGUGGAGUGAUAUUUGGGCGCUGGGAUGGUAAGUACAGCGACGGCGUGGCUCCUACACGGUGGACUGGCAGUGUUCCCAUCCUGAGACGCUGGAGUAAGGGAGGGGCUCAGCAAGUGCGUUAUGGCCAGUGUUGGGUUUUCUCCGCUGUAGCCUGCACAAUUCUUCGCUGUUUGGGCAUUCCAACCCGAUGUAUCACAAACUUUACCUCAGCCCAUGACACUGAUGGUAACAUCAAUGUGGACUGUCUGUUUAAUGAGAAGCUGGAGAGUAUGGAGAGCGAUGACAUGAUCUGGAAUUUCCAUUGUUGGGUGGAGUCUUGGAUGAGCAGAGAGGAUCUCCCAAAAGGUUAUGAUGGAUGGCAAGUACUUGAUCCAACCCCACAGGAAAGAAGUGAAGGAGUAUACUGUUGUGGGCCAUGCCCAGUGAAGGCAGUGAGAGAGGGUGAGGUGGGGAUAAAAUAUGAUACACCGUUUAUCUUCUCGGAGGUGAAUGCAGACAUGGUCUACUGGAUUGUUCAUCCAGAUGGAAAAAGAACACGAAUGUCAGUGAACCACACAAACGUGGGAAGAAACAUCAGCACUAAAAGUGUGUAUGGAGAUUACAGGGAAGACAUCACUGCAAACUACAAAUACCCUGAAGGCUCCAAAAUGGAGAGAAAGGUCUACAAAAAAGCUGGGAAACAAGUAACAAAAAAAAAUGAACAGCCUGAUAAACUGGAGCUGUCUAUCAAGCAUGCCAAGGCCAUUCAUGGAACAGACUUUGAUGUAAUUGUGGAGGUUCAUAAUCCUGGAGAAGAAGACGUGCCUGCUCAGCUCACAGUCACAUCUAAUGCUGUCACAUAUAACAGUCUCCAUCGAGGAGAGUGCCAGAGGAAGACUGCCGAACUCGUAGUGCCAGCGCAAAAAGCUCAUAAAGAAGUGAUGAGGCUUCACUACGAGCAUUAUGGAGCAUGUGUAUCAGAGCAUCACCUGAUCAGAGUCACAGCACUCCUCCAAACCAGCAGCGACCAAAUCUUACAAGAGGUCAACAUCCCCUUAAAAAUGCCCAAGCUCCAUAUCAAGAUAACUGGAGAAGCAAUGGUAUCACGUAAGCUGACAGCAGUCAUCUCCUUCACGAACCCUCUGCCUAUCACUUUGACAGGAGGGGUGUUUACAGUGGAGGGGGCGGGGCUAACAGGAGCACAGGAGAUCCAGGCUCCUGGCAAUAUAGGACCUGGCCAGGAUGUUGUAGUGAAAAUCUCCUUUAAACCCAUUCGAACCGGCCUGAGAAAGCUGCUGGUUGACUUUGACUCUGAUAGACUGAAAGACGUCAAGGGUCAAGCCACUAUAAUUGUCCAGAAGAAAAAAUUUACCAAUGCUUAAACAACUCAGACUCAAGUCUGAACAAUUCAAAUGAGGCAUGAAAUCAGAAGCUUAUUGUAGCUACAAUAGUACAUGUUGACUACUUAAUAUAUCUGUAUUUUGUCACUUAAGCAUGUCUAUAUGACUUAAGCAUACCUUGGCUUUGUAGCUUGUAUAAUUGUUGCUAAAAAAGGAAUAAGCAGAAAAAGUCUAUUUGUGUUUCUAAUAUUACUCAAAAACCAUUCUCUCUCUCUCGAAAUGAUUGAUAAAACCCUGGGCAUCUGUUUUGAAAUCUAGAAAUCUGUUUAAUUAAGUCUAUGAGCUCUGCUACUUACUGCACCAUAACAAUGUACAGAUUAACACUGCAGACUGAGCAGAGCAUAACCUUUUUAUUUCUUUAUGAUUGUGUGAAAUGAUUUAAAUCUCUUGUUUCUGAAUAAUUUUAUAUAAAACACUUGCACUUUGA
Hemibagrus wyckioides is the source of this 2654-nucleotide messenger RNA. It is a transcript of the gene tgm2l, whose product is annotated as transglutaminase 2, like. Lineage: Eukaryota; Metazoa; Chordata; Actinopteri; Siluriformes; Bagridae. The transcript is spliced from 13 exons. Gene Ontology annotation, biological process: peptide cross-linking. Gene Ontology annotation, molecular function: protein-glutamine gamma-glutamyltransferase activity. Bases 158 to 2209 code for a protein of 683 amino acids. The record is from RefSeq and is a predicted model, not a curated record.